Opisthorchis viverrini is the source of this 255-nucleotide messenger RNA. RefSeq lists its product as hypothetical. NCBI's taxonomy places the organism in Eukaryota, Metazoa, Platyhelminthes, Trematoda, Opisthorchiida, Opisthorchiidae. Gene Ontology annotation, cellular component: perinuclear region of cytoplasm; protein-containing complex; cytosol. The record is from RefSeq and is a predicted model, not a curated record. The annotation marks the transcript as partial. The transcript has a single exon. Gene Ontology annotation, molecular function: ATP binding; ATP-dependent protein folding chaperone; ATP hydrolysis activity. Gene Ontology annotation, biological process: protein stabilization; protein folding; cellular response to heat.
AUGUCCGGUGAACCCAUGGCUACGGAGUCGGAGGGAGAGACUUUUGCCUUCCAGGCUGAGAUUGCUCAGUUGAUGAGCUUGAUUAUCAACACUUUCUACUCGAAUAAAGAGAUUUUCCUCCGUGAAUUGAUUUCAAAUGCAAGCGAUGCCCUUGACAAGAUUCGCUACAAGAGUCUCACCGACCCAUCUGUUUUGGAUACUGGGAAGGAAUUGUGCAUCAAAUUGAUUCCUGACAAGGCCAACAGUACGCUCACA